UUGUCUUAAAACACAGCAUUUUAUGAAAGUAAUUGAUUGUCUCAUUUGAUCGUGAGAAUUUCGAUUUAAGUAAAUAUGUUUUUAGUACCCACUAAUAAAUAUUUUUAUUUUUUCGGUACUUCUUCUCUUAGUGCGUAUGCAUCCAGACGUUUUUCGGCCCUUGUUCAGACUUCUCUGAAAACAAGAAGUAAUCAAAAGUAAUGAAUGUGAUUAUCGCGCGACAAAGUAAACGAGAUGAACUCGGCUCGAAGUCGUGAAACAGUCUAGGCGGGAUUGAAAUUCACGCUCCGAUGUGAUCCGGAGCGAAACACGGCCUCGGUACGAUAGAGCACAUGACAUGAAGACGAGGAAUAAUGAAUAACGCGAAUGACAUUUUUCCACCGAGAUUGCAAUACUACUAUCUCCAGCCAAAGUCCUUCGUUGUAAACUAUGUAAGCACAAACAAACAUUGAACUGGGUCGUUUAUGGUAUACAUCGGCGAAUGUGCGAGAUUACCGCACGUUCGUGUGCGAGAACACAAACUGGAUAUACUUCCACACAAUGUAUCUUUGUAAUCGACGUGUGCAAGCUCGUGUGUACACACACACAUACAUACGUACGGAGCUGAUGUAUGCGAUACCGAUACAUAGAAGGUACUCUAAGAAGAUAUCGCUAAGUGGCUGCCGAUAUACGGGACGGCAAAUCAGUUUAAGACCACCUGCCCCAGAAGGUGGAACACUUUGUGCAGAGUAAUCGUUUAACCGCGGUGAUCGCGUAGAUUUGAUCAUCCAUCCGACGUUGGAGAAAGCUCGGGAAGGGCUUCGCACGACGAUUGUCCCGAGGGAGAAAUGGAUCCGAUCCGAAAAAAGAGAAAGAAGCCGCGCGACGAAAAGAAAGUGCUGCUGUCCAUCGUUGAUCCUUGGGACGUAAGAGUGGCCAGUGUCGAUCCGGUUGGACUGGCCGCACGGCGAGGCGUCUCCCUGUCCAUCCUGUCGUCCUCGGUUCAGGACGAGGGUGGUGCCAAUCAGGAAUGGCCAAGCAGAACCGUCAAGAUACCGUCACCGUGGUACAAGCCUAGCGCGUCCACCGGUCACGUCAGCUCGGCCAAAUCCGAAGAGACCACGCUGAUCGACACGAACCUGUUGCAUCCUUGGUACGAGCCGCGAAGAUCGCCCGUUGCGACGCGCAAGUCGCCGAGUCCUGCCAGGGAGAGAUCGCGGGACGGCGGGAAGCGUUCGAAGGAGAACAGCAAGACAGAGCGCGACGAGGCGGACGAGGUCGACGGUGGAUUAAUCAACGGCGCGCAGGAAAUUAGACGCGACGAUUUCGAUGACGCGGACGGCACCGCGCGGGUGCGUUUCGAGAUCGUCGGAGAGAAGCGGCCGAAGCGGAAUGGAGUGCGAUGUGAGAACGGGCAAGGUGUUAACGACGUCGCGUCGCGAGUGUUGACCGACAGCCCGAGCGGGAACGAUAAUCCGAAGUCUGAGCACGCAUUGCCGGCAAUCGCGAGGCGGAGUCGCGCAAACGGAGCGGACAAGCGGGACAGUUCGCGAGAAACGGACGAUGUGCAGCGAGACAGUGAUCCUCAUCGAGUAGUCCAAGAGGAACCAACGGUCGUUAAUAUCGUUCAGCACUUGGUGGAAUCCAGAUAUAAUCCAGAAACCGCGGCGGACAGAAGAUUAAAAAGGAUGCCAUCAUGUCGUCGACAAGAAGCGCCGAGAGAAAUAGAUCCAGUAGAUAUUUCGAGCGAGCUGAACGAUAAUGCGGACGAGGUUGUUAACAUAGUCAAACAAGAGAGUCGUCAAGAAGCCACCGACGAGACGAAGACGCCGCCGAAAGCGGCGGAACUACGAGCCACGAGAAUAAGGAAGACCAGCAUCUCGAUGCCCAGCAAACUCGACGAGAUGGACGUGCUUCGAAUAGACAGACAGAACGGGACCGCCUCGAAAUUCACGAGAGCGGAAAGUGACAGCAGCAGCAGCGUGACUUUCAGCAACAGCGGUUCGACGCCAAACGGAAGCCCUCUCCUGGGCUCUGAAACGGAAGAGGAAGCGAACGACGAGGAAUUGGUCAAAAUCCCAUUGCAAGCUCCACCGCGAAGGAAGGGCAGAGCCGUGUCGCCGUCGGUGAACGAGAAAAUGGGAAAUGAUCCUAUGGAGCUCUCGGGCGUGCAGAGCGCGAACUCCACGAUAACCAGCGUGAACAGCAUAAGCAGUCUUUUAAAGGAGAAACUGCAGCUGUCGCUACCACAGGCGUUGCGAAGCAGCAAAAGGCGUCAGAAUGCAGAUUACAGGCUCAAAGCGUUCGUUGGCUUCCUCUUCCUCUGCGUCGUCUUCCUCGUGAGUUUCGCGCACAUUUACUAUACUCAGCACGUUCUGCAACGAGCUUACUUCCAUCAUUUUAGGUUUAACAAGAACGAGAGGGUGAUGAGAGUUUACAACAACAACAGCGCGGAGAUCGUCGCCGCCAAGGUCGGCGAGGGCAUACCGCCGGACACGGGGGUGUAUCCUUGCCUGCCGCAUCAUCAGAAGCAGGACUCGGUCUGCCUGGAGUGGCUGCAGCAGACGCGCCUGUAUCUGGCGUACACGAAUCGCGAGGACAUGCACUGCUACCACGUGACCUGGCAGAGCCUGAAUCCGCAUUACAAUCCCAAGGACUGCUUCGACUGGUCGUCGAAGCGCGGCCAUUGGUACGGCGCCGGCCAGAUCCAGAACAUGGCGUACCCGCUGGAACGCGGCCGCCUGGAGCUCAGUCCCUUCGUCACCGGUGACGUGAGGAAGCAUCCGUUCGGCAAUGUGCUGAAGAGAUACUUCCUCAACUCGAAGGGCGCCACGAUCCUGGUGGACCCCGAGACGCCGCUCUACGUCUCCAUAAACGCCAAUCGCACCAGCGACUUCUGCCUGCAGGCCAAGCACGACGCGUUCGCUUACAUCAACCACCUGACGCCGCUGCCUCAGCUCAACUACACUAUCUGCGCCACCGACAACAUGAAGAGCCUGCACUCUUCGAUGGCGGAGAAGUCCUUGUGGGACGGCCUGAAGCCCGACGAGCUGCACGCUGUCCACUCCUUGCUGUCCGAGCCGGUCUGGCAGAUCUCGCCCAUCAACGAGGCGGCCAUUUACAAUUACACGGAGGACGUGAUCGCCUUGGGAUUCCUACGCCAAGGACACGUCCUGCUCAGCGAGGAGUGGCAGCCCAGCCCGGGGGACUUUAUACUGGACGAGGAGAGAUUCCCGUCCAUGGAAGAGACCAUCAAUAUCAUUCAUCGCAGGGGAUUCAGGAUAGUCUUCAGCAUCCAGCCAUUUAUCUCCACGGAGUCCGUAAACUUCAAAGACGCUGUCGCCAAUAGAUUACUGAUCUCCGAGAGGGGCAGCGAUCCGAGAAUCCCGGCAUUGACCAGAUACAAGCAGAGCAACAGUGCCGGCGUGCUCGACAUCACGAACAACAAGACCCUGCCGUGGUUGCAGACGAAGCUCGAGAGCCUGAUCAUGAAGUACCACGUGGACUCGUUCUACCUCGACCUGGGCACAGCCCAAGACAUGCCGCACUACUACAAGUGCGAGCAGCCGCUGACCAACCCCGAUCACUACAAGACCAUCUUCACUCGCUCGAUACUGGGUACGAUCCCCGUGAUCGGCGUCUCGAGUGCCAUUUCCAGACCGCGAGCGCCCGUCUUCGUGUCCCUGCCUCCGUUCCCCUCCUCGUGGAAGGCCAUCAAGACCGUAAUACCUACGGUCCUGAGCUACGGCAUGAUCGGUUUCCCCUUCAUCAUGCCUGGAGCGGUCGGCGGUGACGUGGCACUGCCGAUGUCGGACAACAACCCCGACAACGACUUCGAGGUGAAUCUACCGGACAAGGAGCUCUACAUCCGGUGGCUGCAGCUAUCCACCUUCCUACCCGUGAUCCGUUUCACUCACCUGCCGAGCAAAUACUCGGACGAGUCGGUCUUGGAGAUCGCCAAGCGACUGACCACUCUGAGACAGAAGACGGUGACACCGUUGCUGAAGAAGUACGCGAACGAGACAUUGGACACCGGCCUGCCUAUCAUCCGGCCGCUCUGGAUGCUGGACCCAGCGGAUCCAGCCUGCCACGUGGUGGUCGACGAGUUCUCCGUCGGCGAGGAGCUGAUCGUCGCACCGGUGCUUUAUUCCGGCAGCCGGCAGAGGGAGGUCUACCUGCCGGCGGGUGUAUGGAGGGACGGGAUCGACGGCAGCUUGAGGAAAGGCUCCAGGUGGAUUCACAAUUACCGUGUAGCGGAGGACAAGGUGGCCUACUUUGUUAAGAUGCCGGACAACACGAGAUUCUGAAGGACACACUGCCCGCUUCCAGCAGAAAGCGAAGCAUCCUGAAAUCGUCCUACGAACGUCCUUUAUACGUGCACAGGAUGUCUUAAGAUACUCCUCGGGGCAUCCCGGACAUCACACUCCGAAUGAUUUGGGGAUCGUCUCGUGCCACCUGUGGUUGUGGCGGCUUUGUUGAGGAAUCGCGAAUCAUUUCAACUAUUUUCGAUUGUGUGUGUACACGGAAAUGGCUCUUUUUUGUGCGCGUACUCCCUCCGCUUUUUUUUCAGCGGGACCACAUGAUCUAUGCGUCAUUACUGAGCUUUGGUCACGCUAUGAACGUUUAUUGAUAUACGCUGAGUGACUUAUUCUUCGUCACGGUCCGCAGGAUUCGGUCACGGUCCGAUAGGAUCGUUUCUCGGUGAGCUUGAAAAUGACAAAACGAUCAUGCAGUGACAGAUUUGAAAUAGUAAUAUAUUUUGCACGUGCGAUAUAUUUCAUAUAUGCGAGUAGUGCGAAGAAUGUUAUUUGCUCUCGAAAUUUCUUGGGGUGAAAUUUCAUUCGAAAUAAGUGAAAAGUGGCAUUGUUAUUACUCGAAACGAUAAAAACACUGCCACGGAUAACACUACGGGAUAGGAAUUUUGACCACAUUUGCCGUAGAUUAUCAUUAUAAAGUUUAGACGGAUAAUAAUUUACCAUAGUCAAUUUUAAUCGUUGAUAAUUUAAAAAUUAUUGUAACCUCAUCGUUCUCAUUGAAAGUUCUCCGUAAAACGUACAUCUAUACGUUAGUACAGAUCAUUAUCAUCCUAUACAGUUCUCGAGUAAUUGGGAGAUGCGAAUAAGAGCCGGUGCUGGUGAUUAGUUGCGAAAUUAAAAAAAUUAUUUAAUUUAUCAAGUCGAUGAAUCUAAUGUUUCCAAACGUAUCGGUCGUGGUUUUCGUCGAGGAAAGUCGAAACUUGCAACUGAAACAUUUGAACAUUAAACUCAUCGACUUAAAGAGUCAAAUAAUUUUUUCCAUCCCGCAAUCAAUUACCAGCGCCCGGCUUUUAUUGAUCUCUUCCAAUUACUUUCGUCUGAAAAUAUUACUCGACGAUUCAGAGCGGAGAAUUUGUUCUAAAUGAGUAAAGAAUCGCUCAAAUUUGAGUGAUUCAAUGGGCUGUGCUUUUCGAGUGAGAUUUCAUUCUGAGAAACGUAGAGAGUGCGAAAUAUCGAGAAAUUCCGGUGAGAAUUCACGGAAAAUCACAUUGUUGUGUUUUUCAUGUAAACGCUACAAUCGAUUGCGUCAGAUCGGUGUGUAUCGCGAACGCGUGUGUAGUGCUGACACAUAUUGAAAGAAAAAAAAAACCAAACAUGUAGAUUAAUUUUAAGCCAACAAUGAGAUAUCUUGCUUUAUCCAACGAUACUGUUUCACCAUAUAUAUAUAUAUAUAUAUAUCUAUCUAUUACCAAUUUGUCAAUAAUUUAUUAGCGAGAGAAUCUGCGAGAGAUUCAGCGAUAUGAAUUGAAAAUAAAAAAAGAAGUCAAUAUAUCAUGUCCUCGCGAGGAAUGCACCUAUAUGCAAUCUUGCAGGGCACAUGGUCUAUUUAUUUUCAUUACAAACUUA
Messenger RNA from Dinoponera quadriceps, 5861 nucleotides. RefSeq lists its product as uncharacterized. Gene Ontology annotation, biological process: carbohydrate metabolic process. Gene Ontology annotation, molecular function: hydrolase activity, hydrolyzing O-glycosyl compounds. NCBI's taxonomy places the organism in Eukaryota, Metazoa, Arthropoda, Insecta, Hymenoptera, Formicidae. The transcript has 10 exons. The record is from RefSeq and is a predicted model, not a curated record. The coding region runs from base 828 to 4286 and encodes 1152 amino acids.